Molecule: messenger RNA, 4694 nt
Organism: Paramormyrops kingsleyae
Lineage: Eukaryota; Metazoa; Chordata; Actinopteri; Osteoglossiformes; Mormyridae
Source: RefSeq, a predicted model, not a curated record
CUGGGCACCGUAGGGUCAAAAUGAAGACUGAGAUAAUAAGGAGUCCGCUACUCCUACUCAAACUACCAUUAACCACCCCGGGCACGUGUUCAAGUCCGCUUUACAAUCCCAGGCUUCACCCAUCAUUAACAAUUUCCCCAUUAUCUACAAUUUUGGUGCUGCAAUUAUUUUGGAUAAGAUUCCAAAUGGUCGGAAUCGGCGUGUUCGUUUUGCUGCAGUCACCAGCUGUUUACAAACAUCGCCAGGAAGCCAUCCAUUUCAGCGACUAAUGUCGGCGGCAGCAAAUUUUUUUCCUUGAAAGGAAAUUGUUCCGGAUCCAUCCACGGUACCAUACGGAAAACAAAUAUUGAAUGGCGCAAAUGCUUGUGCUGGAUGUUAAAGGAGAGAAUGGUGCAGUUCCAAGCAAUUUUGUAGCAUUUUCUGGGAAUCUGCAUCAGUAAUUAUCACACAUAAUUACUGUUUUAUUGCACCUGUUAUUUGCACUGUUUAUUUUUAUUUUUUAAAUUUUGCAUUGUUUGCAUUCAUUUUAUUAGUGGGGGGGGGAGUGGAUAAGAAAAAAAAUCCCACUUAGCAAAACCGAGCUACUCUUACCAACUAGAAUUAAAACAUCAAGGUUUAGCCUGUCAAAAAUAAUGAGGAUAACAAAGAAACAUUGACCAUCCAUCCUGGCUGAAUCAUAUUUAUGGAUGGGCAAAAUUUGCAUAAUUUCAUUCUUUGCGAGCGUGUGAUUUACCCCUUAUAAAACUGAACAUCUGAUGCAGCAAGAUUUAAUCAGCAAAUUGACUUGCAGUGUGUUCAGAGUACACAGAUGGGCCAACACUGAUUUUAGACAGAGAAAUCACAAAAUGGGAAAUAUGUAAACACUCACUGAAUCAGAAGUAUAUUACAUAUAUUCAAAAUAUGUGGGAAAAUGGUAUGGAAUUGAUUUUUAAUGUCACCUACUGGUCAUAUGCCAACAUUCAAACAUUCUAACAUUAAUGUGAGAAAAUGAGCAUUGCUGUCACUCAAAGGACAAGUAAACAUAUUAUUUAUAGUAGUUUUCUUGUCCUUCAUUCAGGAACAUUUUGUGUCCCAGUAACCCUGACUACAUGGUAGACUCCAGUACUGCUAUUGGUAUAUUAUUUUGGUCCCUCACUUAACUUCUCAUGUUCGUCCAAUUAAUUUGUUCACUUGUCCACUUAAAUGGAAUGCGUUCAUGUUUUCUUUUGUGUGGUGCUGUACUCAGCCCAAAUGGUUUCCUUAACUACCAAAACUGUCCAUUACAAGUGUCACAUAGAUCUGUUUGUUGGUCCAUCAGAGAGGAUUCUUACACAACAUUUUUGACAAAAUCAUAUUCAGCUGACAGAUGUCUGUGUGUUUUCCAUAUGUAUAUCAAGGCAGUUGCAUUUUAACUUAAUGAGUUUGUGUUGUGGUUUCCUCCCAUUGGAGAUAGGGGAUUUCUCACGGCAAUAACUUCCUGGCAUUUUUACAGUUAUAGCUCACCCAAGGGAGUAGAAACUGGGGAGAUGGGGUGGAUGUGCCCCUCACCCAAUAAUUAAUUUGGCUUCAUUCAUUCCCCAGUAAACAGACCAUAGUAUUUAAAUUAUGUUGUGUGCCCUCCAAUCCAAACUCUCUCCUUCACCAUUGAGUUCACUAUGGCUCACCUGUUAUAUUUCGGUGGCUUUUAGUGGAUGGUGACUCUUUUCCUAACGUAACUAUUAUUCAAACUAAUACGAGUUGAAAGGUGAUAUUGCGAUAAUGCUUCUUCUGAGUGGAAUUAGUGAUGCUGUAUACUUAUAAUGACAUACAUCAUGUAGCCUUGCAUAGGAGAUAUAUAUUACUUUUCAGUACACUGUAUUCUACUGAGUCUUUGUUUUGGGAAGGUGGCCAGACUUCGGAAUAAGCUGAGCGGAACACAGGUUCCGAUAGGCACAAAAAAACAACUCUCCUUGCCAAGACUUGGGAGAACAAAAGCAUCCUUUCUUUGGUCCGUCGUUGCGUAAUGCUGAAUUGCCUUUCUAUAUCUGUUCACAGUGUCUUUGCACCCUGCGCUGGCCUUGGCAAAGAAAGCAGAAUCUGCCACCUCGAUUUAUGCGGCCGCGUCCAUUCAAGACGAGAUUAAACAUUACUGUCGUGUUAAAUUAACCAAAAUGUGAUGGGAUGGCGCAUAUCAAUCACUCAUUUAUUUUGUGUCGCAUGCAAGGCUGCAGAGAAGGGCAAUUCAAAGGUGUUUGGACCUGAGGAAAUGGCCUUUGAACAGUUUACAGCUGAGAUCAGAGUUAAUCGAACGAUUCUAUCUCAGGUGAACAUGGCCUAACAGAGGCUGAGAAACAGCAUGUCAUUUUGAACCUCUGACGCCUCUGUCUCAGUCAUGGGCCCUAAACAAAUACUCUCAGUCAACUGAGGAUCCCCUUUUUUUACUGCCAGGUCUGCAGGUAAUCUUCCCCGAGUAUCUGCAGGAGAAGUUCGUCCAGUCGGCCCUCAGCUACAUCAUGUGCAACGGCGAGGGGGAGUAUGUGUGCCGAAACAGCCAGUGUGUGUGCCGCUGCGCCGAGGAGUUCCAACAAUGCAACUGCCCCAUCACCGACAUCCAGAUCAUCGAGAACACCCUGAUGGGGAUGGCAGACACCUGGGCCACCACCUACAAGGACUUUGAAAAUUCAGACGAGUUCAAGUCCUUCCUGAAGAGGCUGCCCUCGACUCACUUCCUGCCGGUGAGCAGCGUGCACCUACUUUGGGGCAGUGACUGGGAUCUCCAGGCCCGCUUCCGGCUGCUGCAGAGCUCCCUGGAGGCCCAGCGGCUGAAGAUGCAGCGUACGGCCCGCAAGCUCUUCAGCCUGAGCGUGCGCUGCCACCACAAGCCCAGCCACCAGAUGCCCAGGGAGAGGUCCGUGCUGCAGUGGCUGAACAGGGUCCAGUCCUUCUUGUACUGCAACGAGAACGGCUUCUGGGGCACCUUCCUGGAGAGCCAACGGACCUGCGUGUGCCACACGGGAGGCAGCCUGUGCCAGAGGCCCAUCCCCUGCGUGAUCGGCGGCAACAACAGCUGCGCCAUGUGCAGCCUGGCCAACAUCUCACAGUGCGGCUCCUGCAACAAGGGCUACAAGCUGUACCGCGGCCGCUGCGAGCCGCAGAACGUGGACUCGGAGCGCAGCGAGCAGUUCAUCAGCUUCGAGACAGACCUGGACUUCCAGGACCUGGAAUUGAAGUACCUGCUGCAGAAGAUGGACUCGCGCCUGUACGUGCACACCACCUUCAUCAGCAACGAGAUCCGCCUGGAGACCUUCUUCGACCCACGGUGGCGCAAGCGCAUGUCUCUCACGCUCAAGAGCAACAAGAACCGCAUGGACUACCUGCACAUGAUCGUCGGGCUCUCCAUGAAGAUCUGCCAGAUGCGCAACAGCAGUGUCGACCCCAUGUUCUUCGUUUACGUCAACCCGUUCAGUGGCAGCCACUCAGAAGGGUGGAGCAUGCCCUUUGGUGAGCAUGGCUACCCGCGCUGGGAGAGGGUGCGCUUGCAGAGCUCACAAUGCUACAACUGGACCCUGCUGCUCGGCAACCGCUGGAAGACCUUCUUUGAGACGGUGCACAUCUACCUGCGCAGCCGGGCCAAAAUGCCUACCACGCUGCGCAAUGACACUGGCCAGGGCCCCGUGGAUCUCUCCGACCCCAACAAGAGGCAGAUCUACAUCAAGAUCUCUGACAUCCAGGUGUUCGGAUACAGCCUGCGCUUCAACGCCGACCUCCUACGCAGCGCCGUACAGCAGGUGAACCAGUCGUACACCCAGGGGACGCAGUUUUACUCGUCGUCGUCCGUCAUGCUGCUGCUGCUGGACAUCAGGGACCGGAUCAACCGUCUGGCGCCCCCGGUGGCCCCCGGCAAACCGCAGCUCGACCUCUUCUCCUGUAUGCUGAAACAUCGGCUGAAACUCAACAACAGCGAGAUGAUCCGGGUCAACCACGCCUUGGACAUGUACAACACGGAGAUUUUGAAACAAUCUGACCACCUGACUACCAAACUCUGCUAAGGAAGAGAGAAAAAAUAUAUAUACAUAUAAAUAUUUACAAAACAGAUCAAGGCGGAUAACUUUUUGGAAGUUUUCACUCGACUUAUUGAUGUACUGUUGAACACUUUGUAAAUGUUAUUGUUAAUUGAAAUCGAGGAAAAAAAGAAAGAUUUUUAGUUUGGAAAAGUGACUAAAACCAUUUAACAAGACUGUAUCAUAUUUGUCCAAGCAUGUCUGUUGUUACCUUAAAGAACCUAUGGAAAGAAACAAAAGAAAGAAAAAAGAAAAAUAUGCUGACUAAGAGGCCUUGAAUUUAUUCUGAGGGAGCAAAGGUACUUUAAUAACUGCCAUUCUUAACUGAGUAAAAGCAUUUUUAAUCUAAUAAAACGAUGUAAAUGUAGACCAGAUAUAAUUUUUUUUUUAAUUUUACCAAAAAAUGUUUUGUCAAAGUAUAAAAGAGGGUAAAUAUAUUCUUCAGUUGAACGUGAAGCAUUUUAACCAUGAGGCCUGCGCAGAUGUAUGCGUUUAAUUUCACAUGACGCAGUGUUAAGAGUCUUAUUAAUAAUCAGUUACGAGUGAUGCCACGCUGAUGUUUGUCGCGAGCGGAAUUCAGUGAAAGAAAAUAACAUUAACGUUUUUCUCUGGCGUAAAAGUCAAGGUCAUUACGAUUCUGUUUUACCGUUUUAAAUAAAGACAAUAGAAACCGUC